CAGAUGGCCUUAUUUGAGUAUCGUAAAUUUUGGUAAAAAUUUCGGUUCAGGCAAUAUAAAUUCUGUAUGCACUCUAAAUCUUCCAAACCCCCCACUAGACGAGACAAAAAGUUUCCGUCACAAGCUACCAUAUGCUAUCACCGCGACUGGCACCGACAGUCUUUUCCUCCGGACUCGGGUUACUCCCACGGCACCAAUUAUGCAUUCCACCGCUCCUCAACUGUAAACAUGCGGGGCCGAUUGCGCGGGGUCAUCCAGAUAUAAAAUUUCACAACGGCGCAGUCCGCGCAUCUUCGUCUUCGUCGACGCGAUGGAAAACAAGACAAGGAAGAGAUGCCUUCUCUCGAGAAGCAAAGGUGCAGGGUUUGAAGAGUAGAGCUGCUUUUAAGCUUCUUGAAGUGCGUGUUUUGUUUACCUACCUACCUGAUGGUUAUUGAAGAGGCUUUGUGUAUUGAUACUUGUGUAGAUUGAUGUGAAGUAUAAAAUUUUUAAGAGAGGACAGACGGUGGUUGAUUUGGUGAGUCUUUCUGUGUGUGUAAGAGAGAAGAGGAUGGGAGAAGAUGGGAUGGGAUUAUGAGGGAAAAGUUUAUUGAAUUGAGGAAUUUAGGGAUAUGCGCCAGGUAGUUGGUCUCAGGUUCGUUGUUUUCGAAGCUCCUUUCUAUCUAUUUCAAUUCAUACCUACCUACCUACCUACCUACCUACCUACCUACACAUAAAAUAACAUGCUCACACAAAACCCCAAACAAACAGGUAGCAGUCGAGCGCACCAAACCCGGCGGACGAAUCCUCGGCAUCGAUAUCAUACCCGCGCAACCCCCCAAAGGCGUCUCCACAAUCCAAGGCAAUUUUCUCUCAGCCGGCGUCCAAGAAUCCGUCAAACAAUUUCUCUCGGAUCCUGAUCGCGGACGACCGCGCAGAUCCCUCUUCGCAGACGAUGCUGAGGAUAUCGAGCCGGAACUCAGCUACCUAGAAUUAGAGCGACAUAUGGAUGAUAGUGCGGCGACGGCUGCGGAUCAUUCAGGGAAGAAAGGAAGCCGGCCUGCGGAGGAGCAGGACGAGGGCAAGAUGGUCGAUGUGGUGCUAAGUGAUAUGUGCGAACCCUGGGAGCAGACAGCGGGUUUUUGGAAGAGAAGUCUGAGUGACCCUUAUUUUAGGAUGAUGAAUACGACCGGUAUCAAGUUUUCAGAUCAUGCCGGUAGUAUGGUAUGUACUUUGAGCUAUUUCUCUCACACACACACACAUAUAUUUUGGAUUCUGGAUUCACCACUCUAAUCUUUACGUAUGUAUAGGAUCUUUGCGCCGCCGCUCUACGAUUUGCUUUUGACACGCUGAAGCCUGGCGGGCAUUUUGUUUGUAAAUUUUAUCAGGGGGCUGAGGAUAAACAGUUGGAGUUACAGCUCAAGAAGUUGUUUAGCGUGGUGCAUAGAGAGAAGCCCGAGUCAUCUAGAAGUGUGAGUGAGCCCAGGCAAUUGCAAUGAUAGAACGUGUGCUCAUAGUCAACAGGAAUCCAAGGAGUCAUUUUUUGUAGCUUUAAGCCGGAAGACGGAAGUUGACGGUGUAGCUUUAGGCUAUGUCGAUGAUGUAAAAGGAUGAAACAGGAACACAAUCCGUAUGAUUGCACGUUUAGGGUUAUGUAGAUCAGUGGCACAGUGAUAAAUGAAUCUUCACAUAUGUAAAUGGGCAAUUUGAAUAGGGUGGAAUCACAUUGUUCAUGACUAC
This is a messenger RNA of Sclerotinia trifoliorum, 1719 nucleotides long. Lineage: Eukaryota; Fungi; Ascomycota; Leotiomycetes; Helotiales; Sclerotiniaceae. The record is from the annotation of a GenBank genome assembly.